Molecule: messenger RNA, 1617 nt
Organism: Venustampulla echinocandica
Lineage: Eukaryota; Fungi; Ascomycota; Leotiomycetes; Helotiales; Pleuroascaceae
Exons: 5
Coding region: 1-1617 (538 amino acids)
Biological process (GO): protein farnesylation
Cellular component (GO): protein farnesyltransferase complex
Molecular function (GO): protein farnesyltransferase activity
Source: RefSeq, a predicted model, not a curated record
AUGACAUUUCCCAUCAAAGAAAAGGGGCACCGCCAUAGAGUGGUCUUCAAAAGACGUAGAAUGCCAGGCACAAACCCUCCUUCGUCCUCUGCCUCUGCGUCAAGCACUCUCGAUCGAGCACUGUCCAGUGACCCGCAAGAUCUACAUCAACAGCCUGGUUUUGUGAUCGAAGAGCUGCCAAGUGGUGACGAGGGUCUUGAUUUCCUAUCCGGAGGCUUGGGUCACCCCGUCGCAAUGGCGACAAGUGCAGCUAUGAUACCUGACCUUUUCACUACCCCUCCUUGCAUCCGCGACCCCCUCAACACGGGAACAUCGCAAUUGCAAGAUGAGACAAUCCAAGAAUGUCUCCCAUACCUUUCUGGAGCUGAAUAUGGCCUAGAGUACAAUGCACAAGGCGUCCCACACCUGGACCGGAAAAGGCAUAUUCCAUUUCUUCAUAAAAGCCUUCGGAACUUGCCUGCUCCUUAUGUUGUUGCGGACGCCAGCCGCCCAUGGAUGUUUUAUUGGGCCCUAACCGGUCUAUACGCAAUGGGGGAGGAUAUCACACAGUAUCGAGACAGACUGAUCUCCACUGUUCGCCCGAUACAGAAUGCUACGGGGGGAUUUGGGGGAGGCAAUGGCCAAAUGUCUCAUCUGGCCCCCACCUAUGCCAUAACUCUAUCUCUUGCGAUGGUGGGGGGAGAGGAAGCUCUUGAUCUCAUCGACCGGAAGGCAAUGUGGAAGUGGCUUGGCGCCUUAAAGCAAUCAAAUGGAGCGUUCCAAAUGUCUAUAGGUGGCGAGGAGGAUGUUCGAGGGGCUUAUUGUGCUGUUGUUCUUAUAAGCAUUCUCGGGUUGCCGUUGGAGCUUUCUCCAGAGUCUCCUAGUUGGUCUCCUGAACAUACAACGCUCCUCUCAGGUUUGCCGGAGUGGGUUGCCAAAUGUCAGACAUUUGAGGGAGGAAUCUCUGGAAAACCAGAUGCUGAAUCACAUGGUGCCUAUGCAUUUUGUGCUCUGGCAUGUCUGUGUAUUCUCGGUGACCCUCGCGCUAUAAUUCCCAAAUACCUCGACGUACCUCGCUUAAUAUCUUGGCUCUCUGCCCGCCAGUACGCGCCUGAAGGUGGAUUUGCAGGCCGGACCAAUAAAUUGGUCGACGGUUGCUAUAGCCACUGGGUUGGUGGUUGUUGGCCGCUACUUGAAGCUUGCUUAGAGGGCCCAUCACCGUCACAUAGCUCAUCGGAGUCCUACUCUAUUAAGAAACCGGCACUUGAGGCUUUGGGUCGCAGUCUCUAUAGCCGAGAGGGGUUGAUCAGAUACAUAUUAUGUUGCUGCCAAGAUGAGACGAAACGUGGGGGACUGAGGGAUAAACCAAGCCAUAAUUCGGACUCGUACCAUACCUGUUAUGUCCUUGCGGGUCUCAGCUCUGCACAGCAUAAAUGGCAUUUCAACGCGACUGGAAAUCCAAUGGAAGCUGGGCUAACCCGAAGCUCGGCGUAUCAGUGGACGUCUGAGAAAGUCGUUGAGGAUUCGCAGAUAUAUGACGAGGAAGAUCGGGUGAGGACAUUGCACCCGGUUUUUGUGAUACCCGAGGGGGCCGCAGAGGAAGCGAGGGCGCAUUUCUCGUCCAAGGAGGCUUUUUAG